This is a messenger RNA of Lytechinus variegatus (green sea urchin), 1674 nucleotides long. RefSeq lists its product as uncharacterized. The coding region runs from base 107 to 556 and encodes 149 amino acids. Lineage: Eukaryota; Metazoa; Echinodermata; Echinoidea; Temnopleuroida; Toxopneustidae. The record is from RefSeq and is a predicted model, not a curated record. The transcript has 2 exons.
AUUCAAUAUUUUAAGAAAAAUAUAUUCGAAAUAUUUAUUAGAUUUAAUGUGAUCUUGUAAGUCUUCUCAUGGGUAAAUUACUAAGAUAUGUGGAAAUAUUGCUGAGAUGUCAUUUUUUUUCAGGACAUACAUCAACAGCAGACAUGUUCAGGAGAUGGUGCAGCAGUAUCCAGCACUGCGAACGUUCUUCGCGUAUGUGGAACAGACCUAUGUUAAUGGACCUGUCUUCUCAGUCCAUUUCUGGAAUGUGUACAACCGCACCAUGGAGACAAGAACAAACAACUACUGCGAAGCCUUUCACAACAGAUGGAACAAGUGUCUGGCUGUCCCACAUCCAAACAUCUGGCGUGUGAUACGUCGUAUCAAAGAUGAGGGUAGCAGAACCCUGAAUGUUCUUCAGCGCGUGGAAAGAGGAGAUCGUCUCCCCAGGAGAAGGAGGAAGUGGAGGGAGUUGGAGCGAAGGAUAACUCGAGUUCGGAGGGAAUUCGAACGAGGAGAGAGGAAUCUCAUUUCCUUAUGGAACGCCGCUGUGCACUUUAGCAAAACAUACAUUUAAAAUGUUUAAUAAGCUCACUUUUUUAGAACAUUGUUAAGUAAUAAUUACAUGACAAUCACGACGUGAAUGAUUCUAUAUAGUGUGUCAUUUUCCUUUACCAAGAAAUGUCUUAACAAAGAUCAAUAUAUAUCAAGCACAGAAAUGUUGUCGAGUUUAUUAUCUAAAGUGCUAAAAAAUUGUAUAAUUACAGUGAAAAAGGUGAAUAAGUAUUCACGACUUAAAUUUAUAUAUACUUUUUCGUUUCAGUAAAACAUACAUUUAACAUGUUUAAUAAGCUCACAUUUUGUUUUUUUAGAACAGUGCUAAGUAAUAAUGACGUGACAAUCACGACGUGAAUGAUUCUAUAUAGUGUGUCAUUUUCCUUUACCAAGAAAUGUCUUAUCGCUGAUCAAUAUAUAUCAAGCACAGAAAUGUUGCCAGUUUAUUAUUUGAAGUGCUAAAAAAUUAUAUAAUUACAGUGAAAAAGGUGAAUGAGUAUUCACGACUUAAAUUUGUCUAUUCUUUGUCGUUUCAUGAAAACAUACAUUUAACAUGUUUAAUAAGCUCACAUUUUGAUUUUCUAGAACAGUGCUAAGUAAUAAUGACAUGACAAUCACGACGUGAAUGAUUCUAUAUAGUGUGUCAUUUUCCUUUACCAAGAAAUGUCUUAUCGCUGAUCAAUAUAUAUCAAGCACAGAAAUGUUGUCAGUUUAUUAUUUGAAGUGCUAAAAAAUUGUAUAACUACAGUGAAAAAGGUGAAUGAGUAUUCACGACUUAAAUUUGUAUAUACUUUUUCGUUUCAGUAAAACAUACAUUUAACAUGUUUAAUAAGCUCACAUUUUGUUUUUUUUAGAACAGUGCUAAGUAAUAAUGACAUGACAAUCACGACGUGAAUGAUUCUAUAUAGUGCGUCACUUUCUUUUACCAAGAAAUGUCUUAUCAAAGAUCAAUACAUAUCAAGCACAGAAGUGUUGUCGAGUUUAUUAUUUAAAGUGUUAAAAAAUCAUACAAUUGCAGUGAAAAAAAUGAAUGAGUAUUCACGACUUAAAUUUGUAUAUAGUAUGUCAUUUUCAUUUCUCCGACAAGGUCUAAUCAAAAAUUUGAAUAGUAAGGACAGACGAGUUUCCUAGUUUUUAUAA